AUGAGUUGUCUUCUCUGCAUUGGGAACAGUGCUCCCGCCACAGCCCCUCAUCCCCUGAAAAUGUAUGCCUGUGCAAAGUUCUCCCCCACCUUCUUGGUCAAGAGCACCUCUCAGCUGUUGAGCCAAUCACUAUCUGCAGUAGUAGUGCUAAAACCACUGGAGACCCUGACAGAUGAGAGCCUUAGCAGCUUGGCAGCCAUGUGUCCCCUGACCUCACUUACUCCUAGCCACAUAUUGAGAACCAGUGCCAUUUCAUGGGGCAGUGACACAGCAGCCAAGUUCAUUGGGGCUGGGGGAGCCAUGGUAGGGGUGGCUGCCUCUGAGGCUGGAAUUGGGACUGUGUUUGGGAGCCUCAUCAUUGGUUAG
This is a messenger RNA of Prionailurus viverrinus (fishing cat), 366 nucleotides long. Its product is annotated as ATP synthase F(0) complex subunit C2, mitochondrial-like. The coding region runs from base 1 to 366 and encodes 121 amino acids. Gene Ontology annotation, biological process: proton motive force-driven ATP synthesis. The transcript has a single exon. NCBI's taxonomy places the organism in Eukaryota, Metazoa, Chordata, Mammalia, Carnivora, Felidae. Gene Ontology annotation, molecular function: proton transmembrane transporter activity. The record is from RefSeq and is a predicted model, not a curated record.